Manis pentadactyla (Chinese pangolin) is the source of this 670-nucleotide messenger RNA. Its product is annotated as ral-GDS-related protein-like. Gene Ontology annotation, biological process: small GTPase-mediated signal transduction. Gene Ontology annotation, molecular function: guanyl-nucleotide exchange factor activity. Bases 141 to 461 code for a protein of 106 amino acids. The transcript has 6 exons. The record is from RefSeq and is a predicted model, not a curated record. NCBI's taxonomy places the organism in Eukaryota, Metazoa, Chordata, Mammalia, Pholidota, Manidae.
CCACCACGGUCUGGUUGUGGGAGGCCACAUGGGAGGGGAGCCUGAGCACCUGAGUGUCCUGGUCCUUGCAGGAGGCGAGGGCGAUCGUGAAGCAACAGCUGUUGGCCCUCACGGGAUGCCAGUAUAGGAAGAAGCAGGGCAUGGUCCCAUUCCUUGGAUUGUUUCUACGUGACGUGCCCGUCGACCAACUCCCGGAAAAUAACGAUGGUGACGGGAUGAGAGAGAGACAGUUGAGCACCCAGUCACAGAAGGUCACUGUCAUCCUACAUGAGAUGACGAUAUACCAGCACGUGGCCAGGCUGUAUGACCUGGAGCCCGAGGAGCACAUCAUGUCAUUUCUCCAGGCCGUGGAGCCCCUGGAUGAGGAGGAGAGCUACAGCCUGUCCUGCCAGCUGGAGCCCCCAGGCCAGGGCGCUGGCAUAAAGGGACUGUUGCAGUUCUUCAGGUCCCACAAGAUUUAAACUUCCUGGCCAGGACCAGCUUCUGUCAUCGGGCCCUCGGCCCUGCUGGUGUCCUGGAUGCAUGAGGAGGAGAGCUUCUUCCCCUUCGGACAGGCGGCACCUGGCGCCCCAGGACCCCAGUCUGCUUGCUGCUCCUCUUACUCCCGCUGCUCAUCCUGAGCCUCUGCUGGGGCAGGUGCUCUGGCACCUCCUCCAUCAGCAGACUUGGG